AUGAACGUGACGCCAAGAGUUUGUAAAUCACAUGCAAUUUUUGGUCGUAGUAUAGUGAACUAUCUAUCUCGACCUUAUUUAAACCUGAACAUUUUUUACGAAGAUGGUUCGAAGUUCUCUGCAAUCUCUCACCAGUUUAAAGAAGCAAAAGACAAAGUAGGAUCUUUAACUCAAGAUCCAGGGAAUGAAUUGAAGUUAAAGAUGAACGCCCUUUUUAAGCAGGGUUCUUUAGGCAAAUGUAAUACACCAAAGCCUGGGACUUUGGACUUUGUUGGAAAGGCAAAAUGGAAUGCAUGGAACGAUUUGGGUGAUUUAUCACAGGUAGAUGCACAAAAACAGUGUAUAGCACUUGUGGAAUCUUUACUAGGUGAUUUUGAACUUUGCUGUGUAUUAUAA
This is a messenger RNA of Xenia sp. Carnegie-2017, 396 nucleotides long. RefSeq names its product enoyl-CoA delta isomerase 2-like. Gene Ontology annotation, molecular function: long-chain fatty acyl-CoA binding. The coding region runs from base 1 to 396 and encodes 131 amino acids. NCBI's taxonomy places the organism in Eukaryota, Metazoa, Cnidaria, Anthozoa, Malacalcyonacea, Xeniidae. The record is from RefSeq and is a predicted model, not a curated record. Gene Ontology annotation, biological process: fatty acid metabolic process. The transcript is spliced from 3 exons.